Molecule: messenger RNA, 1023 nt
Organism: Bursaphelenchus xylophilus (pine wood nematode)
Lineage: Eukaryota; Metazoa; Nematoda; Chromadorea; Rhabditida; Aphelenchoididae
Source: the annotation of a GenBank genome assembly
AUGUCGAUGAAUUCAACGUUGACAAACGAAUCAGGAUAUUUUACAUCACCUAAUACUACAAAUUUCAGUGGAAUAUCAGGUAACGAGAAUAUUUUGGGAUACUGUUUGAAACUAGUCAAUAGAGUAAUAUGAAUUUGUUUUAGACGUGUCCCAGGAUGAUAAAGAAAUGGAGAAAGGAGAACACGUGAUCUCUGGAAGGUUGGGCCUCCUCAACGAGAACAAACAGUACAUUGUGAAGAUGGACGAAUUGAAGAGAAGACUGCAAACACCUGAGAAUUUGAAUAUUAGCUACAUAAAUGCAAUUCUAAGAAGGUAAAGUGCUAAAAAAGUAGUAUAGGUUGAAAAGAAGUUUUCUUUAGUGACAUCACAUUACAUGAUUAUUUUCAGAGCCAAGGGUCGUCCUCAUGCUAAUCGGCUUCGUAACAUUUUUAAAAGACAUGGGGUUACGGUCCCCCCAAACAAACGAACUGAGAGUAAAGCAACGUGCUUCACAGCAUUGUGCGAAGAAGAGUCCCUGACAAUAGUGAAGGAUGUGGGCCGAGUUCUCAAUGAGCACUUCCCCAAGGAUGCGUUCGAAAAAGAAUUAACACGUAGAAUACAAGUGAAUUCAGAUCAGUUGAUGCGGGGAAUCCACUCAUUCAAUAAUGAUAUUCAAAGAAGACAGAUCACAACCGGAUCUCUUCAAAAUAUGCUCAGAGCCGUUGGACAGACAGUAUUAGAAGUCCUGGAAACCGAUAAGACGUUUGAAUAUCAGAGUAAUGGUCAGACUCCCAAGAAUUUGGACCCUCUCCAGAAAGGCUUAUGGGAUCUCAAUUUGGCAAGUUUAUUACAUCAUCAGGCUUACCAAAUGCCUUCAAUCUUUAAAUAAGCAUCUUUAUUUAGGUUACCCACAACUUUGGUGUACGCGCUAUGAUGUCAGCAGUGGCGACAACGACGGGAUUAACCGAGUACAACUUGCCCGCCGUUCACAAACCAUCAACAGAUUCGCAUAUCAAUUCUUAUAUGACACAAAACAAACUGUGA